AUCUCCAUUGCCAGUCCAGUGAAAUGCCGGCCUAGCUAUAAAUACGCGCCUAGCUCUCAUAGCCAUCUUCCUCACCACCGAUCGAUCCAGAGUAGCCAACUUAACCAAAUUUACUGUACGUUGACCACCAGCUAGCUAGCUUAGCUAGCGACGAUGGCCCGGGCAUACAUGGCUGUCGCCGUGGCCCUCUUCUUGGUGGUCGUGUGCGCCGCCGUCUCCGAGGCCGCGAAGCCGCCGGCGUCGCAUCCCAGGCUGCCGCCCAACUACCACAUGAUCAACCCGGGGAGCUCGGGCUUGGGCAAGAGGGACCAGGAGCUGUCGUGCGCCGACACCAAGGGCAAGAAGAAAGGAUGCAUGGCCAAGUGCGACAAGCGCUGCCCCAACCAAUGCAUCGUCAUGUGCCCCAGCUGCAAGACCUUCUGCAUGUGCGACUUCUACCCCGGCGUGUCGUGCGGCGACCCGCGGUUCACCGGCGGCGACGGCAACAACUUCUACUUCCACGGCAAGAAGGACCACGACUUCUGCAUCGUCUCCGACGCCGACCUCCACAUCAACGCCCACUUCAUCGGCAAGCGCAACCCCACCAUGAGCCGCGACUUCACCUGGAUCCAGGCCCUCGGCAUCCGCUUCGCCGACCACCGCCUCUACAUGGGCGCCCUCAAGACCGCCAAGUGGAGCAGCGACGUCGACCGCCUCGAGCUCGCCUUCGACGGCGCGCCCGUCGACGUUCCAGCUCAGCUCGACGCGCGAUGGGAGUCCGCCGCCGUUCCAGGCCUCACCGUCACCAGGACCGCCGCCACCAACGCCGUCAGGGUGCAGCUCGCCGGCGUGUUCGACAUCAUGGCCAACGUGGUGCCCAUCACCGAGCAUGACUCGCGCAUCCACAACUAUGGCGUCACCGAGGAGGACAGCCUCGCUCACCUCGACCUCGGCUUCAAGUUCUACGACCUCUCCGACGACGUCCAUGGCGUGCUCGGCCAGACCUACCGCUCCGACUACGUCAACAAGCUCAGCGUCAGCGCCAGCAUGCCGGUCAUGGGCGGCGCACCAAGCUACGUCGCCUCCGACAUCUUCUCCGCCGACUGCGCCGUCGCCAGGUUCGGCCACCGCGCCGGCAUCACCAUGGUCACUGCCAGGGCCAGUUAAAUUUGCUUGUAUGCUUCAAGCUUGAUCGUUGACAGCUCUUAUCGUGUACCCAAUCAAGCAUUAAUAGAGCUAGACACUGGAAUAAGUUUAUUUUCAGGUUGAGGGAAACAUACCAGUCAUCAAUCAAUAUAGGACUCAAAUCAUUUGAUA
This is a messenger RNA of Oryza sativa Japonica Group (Japanese rice), 1296 nucleotides long. RefSeq lists its product as uncharacterized. Lineage: Eukaryota; Viridiplantae; Streptophyta; Magnoliopsida; Poales; Poaceae. The record is from RefSeq and is a predicted model, not a curated record.